GGAACACCGGGAAUACCGGGAACAGCGGGAAUACCGGGAGCACCGGGAACAGCGGGACAUCGGGAUUGCCGGGCCCGCGGAGCCGGGUGAGCGGGCGGAGGAAGCGGCGGAGCCCCGGGACCCCCGCAGGGACCGAGCGGGACCGGCUGGGGACCCUCGUGGGGGACAAACCGGGAGGUCCGGGAGGAGGAGGGGGCCGGGCUGGGGUGGUCCAGCCUGGAGCGAUGGGGAGCCCGGGAGGACUGGGGAGCCCCGGGGGUGACCGAGCUGUUCCUGCCCCCGAGUCCUCGGCUGGGGUCUCUGCCAGCAGGAUCGGGCCCCAGCGGGACGUGAUGGGGCACAGCCGGUGUGGGGGUCCCAGGCGGGCCGGGGGUGGGGGCCCAGCGGACCCCGGAGUGGUGUCGCUGCCUCCUGUCCCUGCAGCCCCUUCCCGGGUCACCCAGGGGUGCCAGCCCUGCUGGGGCUGUCACGAUGGCGUUUGCUCCCCUCGGGGCUGGCAGCGGUGGGUGGGAGCUGAGCAGGCUCAUCCAGGACAAGUGUGAUCCAUUUACACCCUGCCUGCUCUGCCUGCUGCUCCCCGGGGUUUCGGCUCCAUCAGGGAAGUGACCCGGGGCUGUGGCAGCCCGGGACAUGCCCAGGAUCUCCUGUGCUGCCUUGGGAAGCGCUUCUCUGCCUGCACCGGCUGGGGGUGGCUGCCAGAGCCAGCACCUCCAUUCCUCCACCUCUCACCAGGAUCGGGGUCCCCGGCCCAGCCUGAGGCGCACCCCGGCACUGGGAGCAGCCAUGAGGGGCGUGCUUGGAGCCGGAUCCCUGCGGAGCCUUGUCCAGCUUGCCUGGAUGUGCCUGUUCUCCUCCGUGCCGCACGGCGGGGCCAAGGUGCUGGAGAAGACCUUUGAGGAGUGGCUGCGGUACCGUGACGAGUGCCUGAGGAGGAUGGCGAGCGAGCCCUACCCAGCAGGGCUGUUCUGUAACAGGACAUUUGACAUGUACGCCUGCUGGCCCGACGGGAGCCCCGGCACCGCCGUCAACGUCUCCUGCCCCUUCUACCUGCCCUGGUUUGAGAAAGUGAAACACGGGCUGGUGAGCCGCAGGUGCGGCACCGACGGCCAGUGGGUGACGGUGAACGGCAGCCAGCCCUGGAGGGACUACUCCCAGUGCGAGGAUGAGCCGGAGGUCACUGCCGAGGAGGAAGGUGCCCGCCGGCUCAUGGUGAGCUUCAAGGUGCUCUACACCGUGGGCUACUCGCUGUCACUGCUCACCCUCAUCUCCGCCCUGCUCGUCCUCACCGUGUGCAGGAACCUGCGCUGCACCAGGAAUUACAUCCACGCCAACCUGUUCGCCUCCUUCGGGCUGCGGGCGACCUCGGUGAUGGUGAAGGACGCGCUGCUGGAGCGGCGCUGGGGCGUGGAGCUGCUGCAGGUGGCUGACUGGGAGGCUCUGCUGAGCCAUGAGGCAACGCUGGGGUGCCGUGCAGCGCAGGUGCUGAUGCAGUACUGCAUCCUGGCCAACCACUACUGGUUCCUGGUGGAAGCUGUCUACCUCUACAAGCUGCUCAUCGGGGCCGUGUUCUCCGAGAAGAAUUACUACAGGCUCUACCUCUACCUGGGCUGGGGGACCCCCGUGGUGUUCGUGGUGCCCUGGAUGGCUGCCAAGUACCUGAAGGAGAACGCGGAGUGCUGGGCGCUGAACGAGAACAUGGCUUACUGGUGGAUCAUCCGCAUCCCCAUCCUGCUCGCCUCCCUGAUCAACCUGCUCAUCUUCAUGCGGAUCCUCAAGGUGAUCCUGGCCAAGCUCCGGGCCAACCAGAAGGGCUACGCCGACUACAAGCUGAGGCUGGCCAAAGCCACCCUGACCCUCAUUCCCCUCUUCGGGAUCCACGAGGUCGUUUUCAUCUUCGCCACUGACGAGCAAACCACGGGCAUCCUGCGCUACGUCAAGGUGUUCUUCACCCUCUUCCUCAACUCCUUCCAGGGCUUCCUGGUGGCUGUGCUGUACUGCUUUGCCAACAAGGAGGUGAAGUCUGAGAUGAAGAAGAAGUGGCAGCUCUGGAAGCUGGACCACCCGGUGCUCUGCUGUGCCCAGUGAGGGGUGACCGGCCGGGGCACAGGGGCUGCUGGCCACAGAGGCUGCAGGAGGCUGUGCUGGGCAGUGCCCACCUGGGAUGGCCAAGCUGGGAGGAGCUGCUGGAAGGGACAUCCCUGCUGUGACCCAAGCGAGGUGGCACCCUGGGCUCCUGCCAGGCAUCGCUGUCCCCUCAGCAGGGCCUCACUGGGGCUGUGUGGGCAGCACCUGCUGCCUCCUCCCACUGCCUGAGCCCCAGCAGAACCCGGCAGCCUCCCCCAGGACAGCAGGGACCACCACACCCACCUGGGCACCUGUGGGACCGCAGCAGCUGGGAGAGCCUGAUCCUCAGCAGUGGGAAUGGCAGAUGCUGCCCAAACCCUGGAUCUCACCACGGCCAGGGCUUCCCUGUUCUCCCGUGUCCGAGCCCAGGAGCAUCUCACCAGCUCCCAGCCAGCCACCCUGCACAGCUCCUCACGGCAAGGGGCUGCUCCUGCGCCUCCUCCCCACCCUCAUCACCCAUCCAUCCAUCCCCUCCUCGCUGCUCUCCAGCUGCACCAACCCCCCGGUGCCCCUCGCCAUGGGCAGAGCCAAGGAUGGAGCCUCGAAAUCACUCGGGAGUGAAGGAUUUGAGAGCAGCAGCUCACUGGGACCCAACCUCCCCCAUGGCAGGUUCAGCAUCCAGCCCAGCCUGCUCCUGCUUUGUGGAGGGAAAGCUGGAUUGCCAGGCCUGGCAGGAGCUCAGGAACCAUUUUGCUGGCCAAAGGCUGAAAUCCUGGGAGUUUGCUUUCCAGUGGGGUGCCACAGCAUCAGCCCCCCCUGGCCAAGCAGCCUGUGGCUCCCAGGAGCAAGGGAAGCAGCUGAGGUGGUGUGAGGUGGUUUGAGCAGAGCUGCUCCUGUGCUCGCUGCA
This is a messenger RNA of Poecile atricapillus (Black-capped chickadee), 2971 nucleotides long. Its product is annotated as glucagon receptor-like. Lineage: Eukaryota; Metazoa; Chordata; Aves; Passeriformes; Paridae. Gene Ontology annotation, biological process: cell surface receptor signaling pathway; adenylate cyclase-modulating G protein-coupled receptor signaling pathway. The record is from RefSeq and is a predicted model, not a curated record. Gene Ontology annotation, molecular function: peptide hormone binding; glucagon receptor activity. The transcript is spliced from 14 exons. The coding region runs from base 631 to 2085 and encodes 484 amino acids. Gene Ontology annotation, cellular component: plasma membrane.